Messenger RNA from Colletotrichum acutatum, 1780 nucleotides. Its product is annotated as RNA polymerase II transcription factor SIII subunit A. Gene Ontology annotation, cellular component: elongin complex; nucleus. The record is from RefSeq and is a predicted model, not a curated record. Lineage: Eukaryota; Fungi; Ascomycota; Sordariomycetes; Glomerellales; Glomerellaceae. Bases 332 to 1579 code for a protein of 415 amino acids. Gene Ontology annotation, biological process: transcription elongation by RNA polymerase II. The transcript has a single exon.
ACCUCUUUAAAAGGACCCAUCCACCUGCAACUUCCCGCCAUCACUUACAUAUACCAGCAACAACAAAGAUCUUACUUUUGAAUAUAGUACUUCUUAUCGGCUCGAUCUGUUGCCACAGGGCCUCGAGGGGUCUCCUCUACCUUGACAGAAACCUUCUGCUACAACAGCCUACUAUUCGAAUUACCUAGAUACGCACUACAUCCGUUAUUUGAACAAUGAGCCUGCGAUUUGCUUGUUCCCCAUCAACGACCCCACGACCGAGCGCUCUCAUCACGGCGGCAACGACCAUCAGCUAGGCCGUCUUCCAGAAAUUCCACCUACAUCAUCUACCAUGGCGCCGACUAAGUCACUUGCCGAGCUGUGCAUUGCUAUGUGCCAGAGACACAUCACAGAACUCAGCAGUGUAGGCAAUGGCGACGCCCUCCAAUACCACCAUGUCCGCGAAAUCCUCCUCAGAGUCACAAAUCCGGCUCAGCUCCGAGAGAUCGAGCUCAACUCCCCUUUUAUACAAGGCGAAACUUCCGAGCUCUGGCUGCGCCUGAUCAAGAAGGAAUUCCCAUCCGAAAGCCACGAAAAGAAUUACGCGCCCAAGAAUCCGUCGAAGUGGUACAAGAUAUACGAGCGAUACGCGGAGGAACGCCGUGAGGCUCAGCAACAGGCUGAGGCCGAACUUCUCGCCAGGGUCCAGGGGCUUCAGCAGAAGAAGGACAACAACGUCAGCAGAAUUGUAGACCCCAAGUUCGCCAGAUUCUUGCCCAAGCCGCCUAAGACCGGUCGCACCUUUUCAACGCAACCUCGAGGGAAGAGGGAGCUCCCGAGUUCCCUGAGCUGGGCCGCCGGAAGCAGGAUGAAGAUGACAACGGGCGCUAGCGUCAUGAAGAAAGCCCGUAGAGAGGCCAAGGAGAUUGUCGGCAUAAGAAGCACCAUGGCUGUUCCAACUGGUAUGAUCAGGGCCCCUCGAUUGAAACAGGCCCCGCCCUCGAUGGCUGCCGAGCACCGAAUCUCAAGCCAACCUGUCUUUCGGCCUACAUCCACCAGCAGCCGCCCACCCACACAUUCUACAUAUGUCACCCCACAGUCCAAAGCCACAUAUGUUUCCGAUUCAUCAGACGGCGAAGAUGAUGAUUUAUUCAGCGAUGAGGGAACGCCGAAGAAGAACAAGGGCGCAGCAUCUUCUUCUCGCCACAGUCGGGAUACGGCAGCUUCCUCUAGGCCUACAAACCCUGCCCAAUCCUCAGCAUUCAAGGAUCGUAACUCUUCUACAUCCGCCAGACCUGCCUCUAGUUCACAACCAUCGGGUUUGCGACGUGGGGGUGGUAUUCUCGGAAAUGCCGCUCGGCCCAAGAGCAAUAUCAGAGUCGAGCGCCCACCAACCAAACCCGAGCCAUCAUCCUCCACGAGUAUGGAUCAGUUCCGCACGCACAAAGUACUUGCUCAGAACAACGGCCCGCAAUCUCCUCCUUUGCCAGCGUCAUUGGACGAAGCGCAACAAGCUCGACCAAUCCUGGGCAAUCAGGAGCUGCCCAGAAAGAGAAAGGCUGUCGACAUUUUUAUGCCAAAAAAGAGGACUAGACGCUAAAGGACAGUAUAAUCUGGCAUUGCCAGAAUGAAGAAUCACGAGCAUUGUAACAUAAAAGGUCAUGGGGCGUCGGUACAGGGACAGGUCACAUAGCAUUGAAUUCAGGCGUCGGGUAGGAUGUAGGAUAUACCCUUUAGCUUCGUAUGGUCGUCCUGUUGAUCACGGCAGAGUGAAAUUAAACUCGUUUGAAGAAACAUGACG